Aedes aegypti (yellow fever mosquito) is the source of this 2153-nucleotide messenger RNA. It is a transcript of the gene frc, whose product is annotated as UDP-sugar transporter UST74c. The record is from RefSeq and is a predicted model, not a curated record. The transcript has a single exon. Gene Ontology annotation, molecular function: antiporter activity; GDP-fucose transmembrane transporter activity. Gene Ontology annotation, cellular component: Golgi apparatus. Lineage: Eukaryota; Metazoa; Arthropoda; Insecta; Diptera; Culicidae. Bases 826 to 1848 code for a protein of 340 amino acids.
CCAACAACAGAUCGAUGUGUGAAGCGGACGAGAAACGUCAACGUUGUUCUCGCUCUGAUUGUGUCGAUCUGUCAUUCAAUUCAAUCGCGGAUCGCUCGCGGGUGGCCUCUGUUCUUGCCAGCGUAGCCGGUUCUCAUUCUCGGUGUAAUCGCGAUUUGCUUAUAUUGUCCGAUAAGAAUAAGUAUUCGAAAGAUAUACACAACGGCAAGAAUUACGCAAACGAUAGUGAUUUGUGCGAAAGAAUGAGUGUAGGAAGCUAAGCUGCCACUGCGAGUGAAGUUCCCUGUAGGAGAAGAACCUCUUAUCCAGCUCAUCGUACUUCGUCGACGAUUCUUCGUUCAUUAGUGCGCGUGAAAUAUACGGGAUGUGGAGGAAGAGGAUUUUUUCUUGUCCGACCUUCUCGUGAAAGAAGAUUCAUCCGUUUCAGCCUCUAAGCUGUGCUCCCCCAAAACGUCAUACGAAAAAAGAUAGAGGAAGAAGCUGCAAGGUCAAUUGUUUGAUGAAGAGUGUUUCUAUAUUGUUUAAAAGAACUGUGCGAGUGAAGUAGAUUAGCAAUUCAAGUGGAAAUAAUUCAUUUACGUUUGAUCGUACCUAAAUUUUGCCCUGGAAUGAAGCCAGUCGAAGAGGAAUAAUGGUGAACUUGGAAGCAUUGGAUAAUUUCCUGCCUUCGAUAGUAACUGGGCGCUGCUCCCCUUUGGAAGCUGUAAUUACGCUUAAUAACCGGACAGAGCCGAGUCCAGAUUAGUUUCAAGUUUGGAGAUAAGCCGCAGUAUCAGCAGCAGUAUUCAUUUCAGACGUGAGAGGAACAAAUAAUUCCGCUGCAAAAUGGGAGCUGCGGAUAUUUCCGGCAAUGGGAAUGAUGGCAUUACUCAUCUCAUGAAAGUGACCAGCGCCCUGUUUUACGGGUUCGCUUCCUUCUUCAUCACCGUAGUCAAUAAAACCGUGCUCACAUCAUAUCGAUUUCCAUCGUUCCUGGUACUUAGUUUGGGUCAGCUGGCAGCCAGCAUCGUAGUACUGUUCCUGGGAAAACAUUUUAACAUAGUCAAAUUCCCGGAUUUUUCCCGGGACAUACCACGUAAGAUAUUCCCAUUGCCAUUGAUCUACCUGGGGAACAUGAUGUUUGGCUUGGGUGGAACACAAGCCCUCAGUUUACCUAUGUUUGCCGCCCUCCGGAGGUUCUCCAUCCUGAUGACGAUGAUCUUGGAGCUGCGAAUACUCGGCAUCCGACCGACGACAACGGUCCAAAUCAGUGUCUAUUCCAUGGUAGGAGGAGCUCUGCUGGCUGCCAGCGAUGAUCUGAGCUUCAAUCUGCGUGGUUACCUUUUUGUGAUGAUUACCAAUAGCUUGACCGCCGCCAAUGGCGUCUACAUGAAGAAGAAACUGGACACGGCGGACAUGGGAAAGUACGGUCUCAUGUACUACAACUCGCUAUUCAUGUUCUUACCUGCCUUGAUUGCCACAUGGCUUCUGGGCGACCUGGACAAAGCAUGGCAAUUCGAAGGCUGGAACGAUUCCUUGUUCCUGGUGCAAUUCCUACUCUCCUGUGUGAUGGGAUUCAUCCUGUCCUACAGUACGAUCCUUUGUACACAGUACAACUCGGCCCUCACGACGACUAUCGUGGGCUGCCUCAAAAACAUCAGCGUAACCUACAUCGGGAUGUUCAUCGGCGGGGAUUACGUUUUCUCCUGGUUGAACUCCAUUGGAAUCAACAUAAGUGUCGCCGGUUCGCUGUUAUACGCUUACGUCACUUUCCGGAAGAAAGCCCCUGCGGCAGGGGCCGGUUCCAGUAGUGCGUCGUCCGACCGGAAAUCGCUUCUACCACCACCGGGUCGAAUCGACAACGUGUGACGGAUCGGCAACUUCAAGUGUGGCUGUUGAAGAUUUCGAAUUUGUUGGCCCCCCUAGGUGGCAGCAAUAUGGAACCAAAGUGACGAGGCACGGUUUGGAGUUGUAUCCUGUGUAAAGUGUUUUAGUUUAUUGUACGUAAUUUGUAUGUAAUUGUGCAUCUUGUAGUAAAAGUAUCCAGAUGAUGAAAGUUAAUUUAAUAAUUUAAAGUGACAUAGCAUAGUUUAUUUUAAAAUUGGAGAAAAGUAUUGGUAAUAAAAAGUGGCUAGCUGCAAACAGGCCAGCAUAAUGAGGAAGUGAAACAUAAA